Molecule: messenger RNA, 2421 nt
Organism: Pestalotiopsis fici W106-1
Lineage: Eukaryota; Fungi; Ascomycota; Sordariomycetes; Amphisphaeriales; Sporocadaceae
Exons: 4
Coding region: 1-2421 (806 amino acids)
Source: RefSeq, a predicted model, not a curated record
AUGAUUGCUCCUGAUAAAAACCACCUGGCCACAGAGCCCGUCAACGCCUGGGCUGACGUCCAGACGACCUGUUCCGUUGGUAUGCGUACAAUGGAUGAGAUCGACGCUGCAGCAUCGUUGAUCGAACUCCACGGCGGCUGGAGAAAUGGCACCUUGUCUGGAAUGGAGAAUGACCCGGCGCUGUCGAGGUACAUGCUGGAACGACCGCCCUUGAGCGCCUAUGUACCAUCAAUGCAAAGUGGUCCCACGUCACUGAGCUCGCGUCCUCGUCUCAGCCACCCCAUUGAUGUUGCCAGCACGUGCAAAAAAUUCAGUGAGACGUACGAUGUCGAAGGAGAUCCAGCCAAGCUGAUGAACGCUGCCAAUGAUACCCCUGAUCUUCCGAAUCUGCCAAAAUAUGUUGAGGAACCUCCAAGUCCUCCCACUGUUGGCCAUUACAGUCAAAUUCAACAAGCGUCAUUGAAGCCGGCACCACCUAAACAGGCACCACCUGAACCGGCACCAUCUGCGCCGGCAUCGUCUGCGCCGGCAUCGUCUGCGCCGGCAUCGUCUGCGCCAGCACCAUCUGCGCCAGCACCAGUUGCGCCCACAAACUCCAAGAGAAAGAAUAGGUCAAGAAAGAAGAACAAGCAAAAGACUAUUCUUGAGCCCAGUGAAGAUAACCAAGCCCAGACAAGUGAUGAACCGUCCUCUACCUUAGGGGGCACUAAGACAAUUGUUGGCAACUCUCGGAUUUCACAACAGGCCGUCGCUGAAGCCAAGACCGCUUUGGGCUGCAAUGUGGGCACGAAAGAAGACAGUACUGCCGAAAAAAGCGAUGGCGAUGGACAUCUCCCCUCCACGAAUUCAUGCGCUGUGGCCUUCGGCGAGGAAAUGACCAUGAAGAACUCUCAUGUCCUAUCUCUUCAACAACCCGCAGAUGCUACGGGCGGCAAGAGUGCGCAUGCCAAGAACAGUCCCGCAGAGCCACAAAUUACAGAUAGUUCAAAAAGUUCCGAGGAUAUCAAGGAUGCUACUGCUUCAAAAAUUCCCAUCGAAGUCGAUGAUUCUGGAGUAUCGAGCUGUCCGAACCAGGAAGCUGAAGAGUUGGUUUCUGGACAUCAGGCUUUUGAUAAUGCGGAUGAUCCGGCCAAUGACCACACCAAAAAUCGUUCUUCUGCAGGAAGCUCUGCCAUACCCAAGGACGUUACCUCGGUGGUUUCCGAAACGCCAAUCUCAGGUGCUGACGGCAAAACCCCUCCGAGACAAAUUGCAUCGCCCGGGGCUCAUGAUCAACGCGGUCUGGUCAAUGACCAGGCAACUCUUGCAGACGACCUGGAAGGUUACCAGCUAGUAAAGAACAAAACAAAAUUGAAGAGGGAAAAGCAAGCUAAGCACAAGGAGAAGCCCCAAGCUCAAAGGAAUCUGCCAGAGGACAACUUCGGAAAGAAUCCGACCAGCACACGAGAUAAAGCGGGCAGCUUCACUAUCAAGUCAGCCCGUCAGGGCCGGGCUCUUAGUGGCCAGGGCUCUCGCUAUUCUCAGAAAAACCAGGCCGCCAUUGCUGGUACUCCCCUACUCAAUGGUACCCGUCACCAUGUCGAGGCUUUGCCUGGCCAGGCCAAAUCUGAACCUGGCGCUGCGGAUACCAGCAGCAGUGGUGUCAAGGACGAGACUCGUAGGGUUACUGGUGGUGACCAAAAUGACAAAGAUCACGUUACAAAAGGCAUCAAACCUACUUACAGUGCGGUUACUUCUCACGGUACUCCGCUUGACAAGAGUCAGCGGAAAGUCCCUCCAAGUCAAGGGCAAAAGUUUCUGCUGAAGAAGCCAGAAAAAGUCCAAGAGAAAGGGGAGAUGCAGGCAGAUGAUACCGAAUCUUCGGCCAGGGUGACCCACAUCACAUCAUUGUCGUCCUCGACCGGGGAGCUCUUAGACACGUCUUUCAGCCCGUCGCCGCUCUCAAAGGCCGAGACCAGUAUUAUUACAGAGGUCCAACAACUGGGUCCUCUGCAUGUACACGACAAACAGGCUCUAACCGAGACUACGCCUAGUAUCAAACCCGGGCCGGACAACGCACACGAAGAUGCUGUCUGCGAUGCUAGUCAGACUCGAGAGAUCGAGACUGGCCGUGAUUGUGAUAUCAACAGUCGUGUCCAGGAGCCGCUGAAUGACAUUGGAAAGGUGCAAGAGCCGACUCCCCUUCAUGAUCAGAAGCCAGAGACUGUUCUUGAUGCGCCGCCUCUCCAUCCCUUAACUGAAGUGGAUCAAGCAAUAUUGGUCAAGGCUGAUAGUGGUCAGAAAGCCAAAGAAUCGGCCAUUCUUGAUCAAAUUACGCCUCAACCCAACGACCCAGAGUCAAAAGACCACUACGAGCUGUCUCUCUAUCAAACUCUCGGCCGAGAACGACCGUUGGCCGACCAAGAUCAGCUUCUUGCCUAG